Messenger RNA from Triplophysa dalaica, 1380 nucleotides. It is a transcript of the gene slc16a8, whose product is annotated as solute carrier family 16 member 8. Gene Ontology annotation, biological process: transmembrane transport; monocarboxylic acid transport. The record is from RefSeq and is a predicted model, not a curated record. Gene Ontology annotation, molecular function: monocarboxylic acid transmembrane transporter activity. The coding region runs from base 1 to 1380 and encodes 459 amino acids. The transcript is spliced from 4 exons. Gene Ontology annotation, cellular component: membrane. Lineage: Eukaryota; Metazoa; Chordata; Actinopteri; Cypriniformes; Nemacheilidae.
AUGGGAAUGAAUGUAGAGGAUAGAGAGGCUGUACGUCCUCCGGACGGUGGCUGGGGCUGGGCUGUUCUGCUGGGAGGUUUCGUCAUUACUGGCUUCUCUUAUGCUUUCCCAAAAGCUAUAAGUAUUUAUUUUAAAGAACUGAUGAAGGAUUUUAACUGUGGAUACAGUGACACAGCCUGGAUUUCAUCCAUCAUGUUAGCCAUGCUCUAUGGCUCAGGACCAGUAUCCAGCAUCAUGGUUAAUAAAUUUGGAUGUCGUCCAGUCAUGUUGGUUGGCGGAUUAUUAGCCUCUGGAGGGAUGAUAAGUGCAUCUUUCACUACUAACAUUACCCAGCUUUACCUGACUGCUGGUGUCAUCACAGGUCUCGGCCUAGCAUUGAACUUCCAGCCAUCGCUGAUAAUGCUGGGGUCUUAUUUUGACAAACGCAGACCAUUGGCCAACGGACUGGCUGCAGCAGGAAGCCCCGUAUUCCUGUCAGUCCUUUCUCCAUUAGGACAGAUUUUGCUGAACCACUACGGAUGGAGAGGAGGCUUUCUCAUUAUGGGCGGUCUCCUACUAAAUUGCUGCACCUGUGGAGCAGUCAUGAGACCCCUGCAACGAAAAGAAAGAAAAACGAGGGCCAAAGGAGAGGCCUUUUCCCAAGAGCUCAAAGAAAUGAUGCCACCGAAGGCUGGACAAGAGAGUGAAAAUAAUAAUGAAGGAAGGCCCAGGAAAAAGAAGCUGUUGGACUUAGGUGUACUACGUGACAGAGGGCUUAUUAUCUAUAUCAUAGCAAAAUUUAUAGUUGUUCUUGGCCUGUUUGUUCCAACUAUCCUCUUAGUCAACUAUGCUAAGGACCAAGGAGUGCCUGACCAGGAUGCUGCCUUUUUGUUAUCUAUUAUAGGAUUUAUUGACAUCUUUGCACGACCCACAUGUGGCGUAGUGGCUGGUUUAAAAUGGGUCCGACCCAAGAUGCCAUAUUUCUUCAGCAUUGCCUUGCUUUUCAACGGCCUGACAGAUGUUUGUUCAGCCACAUACACCGAUUACAAGGGGCUUGUUAUAUUCUGUGCAUUUUUUGGACUCUCCUAUGGGAUGGUGGGUGCUCUACAAUUUGAAGUGCUCAUGGGGAUUGUUGGGACAAGCAGUUUCUCAAGUGCACUUGGGUUGGUGCUCCUUAUUGAGGCAGUGGCUGUGCUGAUCGGACCUCCCUCUGCUGGUUAUUUGGUGGACGCCUACAAGAACUAUGAACUUAUUUUUUACAUGGCUGGGGGUGAACAGAUCACGGCUGGAGUAUUUCUUGCCCUUGCGUCAUUCUGCUGCAUUAAGCAAAAGAAAAGAAAAGACUCACCUCAGAUGCAUCAAGCUGAAGAAGACAACAAUCGCAUUCAGCAUGAACCCUAA